AUGGCCAUGUAUAUACCAGGAGGAUCAAGACAAGAUCUAUUGGUUCAGGACACAGGAAUAAAUGGGGUUUCUACAAAAAUGCCAGAAUACAUUGAAGAAAGAGGGAAGGAAGAGGGAACAGUUGUAGAAGAAGGGGGAAGGAAAGAAG
Messenger RNA from Funneliformis geosporum, 148 nucleotides. NCBI's taxonomy places the organism in Eukaryota, Fungi, Glomeromycota, Glomeromycetes, Glomerales, Glomeraceae. The record is from the annotation of a GenBank genome assembly.